CAAAAGCUGAUGAAGCAAUUCGUUCUCCAAAACCCUAGUUUUUAGGGCAGUAAAACCUAACAAUCCCAACUCUCCUUCUCCCGCCAAUUCCGAAAGCGACAGCGAAAGCUCCCAUUCCAGCUACGAUCCCACGUACUCCUCCGACGAACCCAUGUACCCGAAACGGCAGAGACUCCGUGGCCGGAUAAGGAAAGCAGCCGUCGAUCGAAUCACCGCAUUGCCCGAAUCUUUGCUCCUCCACGUUCUCUCCAUCUGAUAGGAAUAUAGGGACUCAAUUGUACUUUUGUUAGUCAAAGGGGGUGCUUGUGUAACUCUUGUAAUCUUGUAACAGAUCUGUAACUGAAUUGUUACGAGUGGAGGGGGAUAUAAGGUGUAAGGAGGGAGAGAGUUAGGUCGUGGAUUCUGUAACUCAUUUCUUUUCUCUCUUUUCUCUCCGAAACUCUCUCUCUGCAAUUCUUUUCUCCUCUCAUCUGUAAUUGACAUUUGCUCUUAAUAAUAAAACCCAAAGCUUAGUUCUUGAAUCAUUUCUUUGUUCCAAGCCUAUCAUCAUCUUGCCCAUCGAAGACGCCGCCAAAGGAGUUGCAAUUUGAUAAGUGCGAUGUGAUGCCCAAAGGAGUUGUUUGUUGGAAUUCGCUGAAGAAAUUGUCAAUUGGGUCUACGAGAUUGAGUGAAUCUGUGAUUCAGAAGAUAUUAGUCGGUAGUCCUGGAGAUUCUGGAGUUGUAUUACUUUUAUGGUUUCAAUCGUUUGCACGUUAGUAAUGAAAGUGUGAAAUAACUGAUACUGAGAGACUUUUGGGAACACGAUGAAGAAGUAGAAGAAGAAUACCGAACUGACGGAUACCAUUCUGUGUUGGAAGUUUCAGCUCCUCAUCUUCAUUCGUUUGAGAUUUCGGGUUAUUUAGGUGAUAAAUUUUGUCGGCUUGGAGAUGUAUCAUCUUUGGUUGAUGCUAACCUCAAUUUUCACAUGACGAUCUAUAGAGAUCGUUCAAAUGAGUAUAUAAGGUAUGAAAAUAUGUUAAGAGGACUUCUCCAGAGCCUUGUUCAUGUGAAGAAGAUCACUUCAGGUACUUUGGCUAUACAGGUAUUAAGUAUGAUGGAAGCAAAAGGAUUGCGCUCUCCACUGUUGAACUGUGAGAGUUUAACAUUAAAUACGCAUAUCUGGAAACCAGUCCUCCCUGAGAUAGCAAACAUGUUGGAAAGUUCACCUAAACUGAAGACAUUAGUCAUAAUGGCAUCCUCUUCCAGCUAUUGCGACUACUUUUGGGAUGAAUACACCGAACAUCGCAAUUUUGACGAAAAGAGCUAUUGGACAUCAAGAAAGAAGCCAGCCUUGUGUUUGAUGUCAAGUCUCCAAGAAGUUAAGUUUAUCGGUUUAGGAAUUUAUGACUUUGACUUCCACUUCCACUUGUCUUUUUCACAAUUUGUACUGAAGAAUGCGAGGGUGCUCCAAAAGAAGGUUAUUAACUGAUUCAAAAACGGAGAGUUGCAACUGGCCAAAGGAACUUGUCCGAGCAGCUCGAAAGCUUUUAAGCUUUCCAAGAUCAUCUCCCAAUGGAGUAGUUUUGUUCUGAGUAAACUGGACAACUCAAAACCAUUUUUCUUUUUCCUUUUUUUGGUGCUACAGAAUAUUAAACCAUUUUUCUUUCUUGGCUAUUACUGGUUUGUGCUGUUUUAUUUUCUGAUGCAGGGCUAUAGUUAUUGGAUGUCUUUUAAUAUUAAAUUGUUAAACCUUGUUACUGUUUUGGUUGUCAA
Rhododendron vialii is the source of this 1752-nucleotide messenger RNA. RefSeq lists its product as uncharacterized. The transcript has 3 exons. The record is from RefSeq and is a predicted model, not a curated record. Lineage: Eukaryota; Viridiplantae; Streptophyta; Magnoliopsida; Ericales; Ericaceae. The coding region runs from base 965 to 1468 and encodes 167 amino acids.